Molecule: messenger RNA, 2599 nt
Organism: Sitophilus oryzae (rice weevil)
Lineage: Eukaryota; Metazoa; Arthropoda; Insecta; Coleoptera; Curculionidae
Exons: 13
Coding region: 54-2339 (761 amino acids)
Source: RefSeq, a predicted model, not a curated record
AUUAUAGGCGAAAAUAAUUAUCAGCAACAACUUAUGAUAUUAUUAUUCUAACAAUGGCACUUUAUUUUAAGGUUAUAUUUACAUCAAUUUGCUUAUUUGAAAUUGCGAAAUGUCAAAUUACAAAUUCUAUUCCCGAAGAAUUGCAAGGAUGUUACAGAAGAAACUUUACUAUUACCGCUAGACCACCAUUAACUGUCCCACUAUUAGUAGAGUUAAUCAGAAAAAUUGAAAUAGAUCCAAAAUACACUAUGAAUACCAGGAUGCUGUCAUCUUGGAUGAUGCGUAAGGUUGUUUAUGAUGGAAUAAGAAAAUCUCCAGGUUUAAAUAUUGACGAAAAUAUCGCACUGCCAUACGCAGCUACCUUAAAUAAGUUCCAUAAAUUCAAAGUUAUUAAUGAUUAUUUAUUAGAUGGAACAUCUAGAAUAAAUUCUCAGGACUUUUUGACCUUAGACGAGUUAUGUUUUUUACAUAAACUUGUGUCAAAUUCCAUUGAUCCAUUUGAAAACGGUGAAGAUUUAUCAGUGACAUGUCAGGAUAACUCAUUUUCAAACAUGCAAUUUGCAUCAGAUGGAAGCGAUGCACAAAGUGCUUGUCCUUUAAAGCUGGGAAAUGUUAAAACAAAUUGGGGUUCAAUUUCGGUUUCUCACUUAAUCGCUGGUGUAGCUACAGGGCUACAACAAAAUCAAGUUACCUUUCAACGGAUCAUCGAUGCAAUUCAUACUAACACAGGAGCCACAAAUAUUUCUUCGGCGUUGCUUUCAGAUGCAAAUGACGUAAAUCACGAGGUCGAUAACGUCCUUUUUGCCACAAUAGUCGGUGAUUUGGGAGAAGUGGUUUUAAGCCAGGCAACGGAGAAUCCCAUUAUCGGUAAUCAGGGCUAUUGGAACGAUACGUUACUUCCUCGGGCUUUUUAUUUGAGGUCUCGACAGUGGGACUUGACACAAGCAGAAAUUUUGGCUGGAAUAGAUGCUGCUAUUAUAGGUAAAACUGUACAACACUUAGUAAAUAUUCUCGAUAGUACCAGACUAUCCCAAAUUAUCGAUAUGUAUUAUUCAAGUCGAGGAAUACCAUAUCAGUUUGAUUUCAAAGUUAGUAAUAGGUCAAAUUCCUUGGAAUUUAUAUUAACAUCUAAAAGUCUGGAAGAUCAGAUUUAUGGAGCUACUAUUCUUUUACGAGAAAUAAGAGCACUUUAUCCAUUAACGCUCACUCCCGAUUAUAUAAGACAACUUAGCACUUCGAUCAGUCAAGUUUACACCAAUGCAUCAAGAUCGAUAGCAAAUAGUUUUGAUCAAAUCGAAUACGUUGGUGGAAUUCAAUUAAAGGCAAAUCUCGAAGUCAUUGUCAUAUUGGAUAAUACUUUUGCUCCCUACGAGACGCAACGGAUGUUAUAUUCGUUGGCCGAACUGAUUGAUUUAUCCUAUUACGGAAGCAGCAUAGGGAUUAUAAAUGGCCAAAAUGGCAACUGGAUAGUAAACGUGACCAGGGAAUACUUCCAAAUGUUCCAGAGUUUCGAACAAAUGGAUCAGGCCAGCACAUGGCCCAGGACGCUUUCUUUGAGUCGUAGUUUGGAAUCUGUUAUAAAUUACUAUCAAAACAAAACAAAUAUUGACUGUAGCGCUAGAGUCAUUUGGCCUGUGGCACAGGCAGUUGUGGUUUUUAACAAUGAUGGAAGAAUUACCGAUAAUGACGGUGCUCCAAGUAGAAGACUCAUUCAAACCAUUAAAGAUUCAUACCCGCAAACACAUAUGCUGUAUAUGAGUGAAGAUAGAAAUAGUUUUUUUAAGGACUUACUAGUGGAAGACGAUGACUCUAUUAUUAAUCCCUCAGCUGAUGCUCUUUCGACCGCUAAAGAAAUCAGUUCCAAGUUAAGUGUUUUGCCAGCGGGUUUAAUUAAAUUUUAUUGCAACUACGCCGAUGUUCGAUUUGAAAAGUAUUUAACCCCCGGUGUGGAAAAUAGGUUUGAAAUCCAUAGAGAGUAUAUAAAACGAGGGGCAGUAACUACAAAGUUUCUAAAUAAGGACUAUGGUGAUCUCGCUGUCUGUUUUUUCGCAAGCAGGACCUCGGCACCGACCAACAAAUCGUGUCAAUCUUUAACUGUAAACGGUGAGAUCAGUUUUAAUUCUAGAAGUUUGUGUACGACAGAAUCAGCAUGCGACGUUCAAUAUACUCUCACGUCGAACAACAGCCAGGUCAAAUGCGCAGAGAGCGACUGUAGGUAUCCCGAUCAAGUGCUGGUCAUCAUAACCUAUAGUUACACAUCCGGCUCAUCUGGCUUGGGAUCUGGUUUUUUCUUGUCUGUCUCGUUAAUUUUAGUAGCUUGGCUUACAAACUUGUUUUAAUUAUCCAAAAAGAAACAUACAAAAAAUACUUUUAGUAAAAAUCGUAUUGAAAUAGCGGCCAUAAUUAUUUAGUAACUUUUAUAGCUAAUCUCAUUAAUUAUUUAGAGAACAAUUUUAGUUUAUUAUUAUCUGUACAGUUUAUUACAAACAUUUUACCUUAUUAUCUUAGCGUAUAUUUUAUUAUAAUCGUAUUGUUAAUCAAAUUUAGAAUAUUUUGUAAUUAAGUAGCAAAUCUAAGUAAAGUACAUUUGUGAUUUUAA